Olea europaea var. sylvestris is the source of this 1902-nucleotide messenger RNA. Its product is annotated as embryogenesis-associated protein EMB8-like. The record is from RefSeq and is a predicted model, not a curated record. Gene Ontology annotation, molecular function: monoacylglycerol lipase activity; short-chain carboxylesterase activity. NCBI's taxonomy places the organism in Eukaryota, Viridiplantae, Streptophyta, Magnoliopsida, Lamiales, Oleaceae. The transcript is spliced from 9 exons. The coding region runs from base 87 to 1574 and encodes 495 amino acids.
AAUUGAACACAAGAAAAACUGAAAAUUACAAGGCAUAUUCUUGAUAUUUGUCAUCACCCACACAGUUUCUACCGUUAAACUCGCUAAUGGCGAUAGCCUCUUUGGGCUUCGUCAGUCCUCUUUCCUUCUCUCUGCGCCAUCUCAAGCAAUCCCAUUGCGCUCUCCCUUCAAAAACCUCAGUUCAUUUGACUCUGCGCUCCUCCACCACCACCAGGUCCGCCUCUGCCGCCACUAUGGCUAAUUCCUCUAACGAUCACCACCCAUCCCUAGAAGUUAUCGGGGGAGCUAUGGAGAUAUUGCUACCGGCAUUCAAAACUAUCACUCUACCCUACACUCCUUAUCCGGUUUUUGGUUGGAACCGGCACGUGGAGACCAUUUUCGCAGCGUUUUUCCGGUCCCUACCUGACGUCAGAUACCGUCGUGAGUGUCUCCGCACUCAAGACAACGGUGCUGUCGCCCUUGACUGGGUCUCUGGCGAUGAUAGAAGGCUUCCUUCUGAGUCUCCGGUGCUCAUUUUGCUGCCAGGUCUGACUGGUGGGAGCGGCGACACAUACGUGAGGCAUAUGCUGUUGAGAGCUAGGAACAAGGGAUGGCGCGUGGUGGUGUUUAAUAGCAGAGGUUGUGGAGACAGCCCUGUAACCACACCUCAGCUUUAUUCAGCUUCAUUUCUUGGCGAUAUAUCUGAGGUGGUUGCACAUAUUGGCAACCGCUACCCAAGAGCUAAUUUAUAUGCUGCUGGCUGGUCGCUUGGAGCAAAUAUUCUUGUUCGAUAUUUGGGUCAGGAAUCUCAUUCUUGCCCUCUUUCUGGCGCUGUAUCCUUGUGCAAUCCAUUCAACUUGGUAAUUGCAGAUGAAGACUUUCGUAAGGGCUUUAACAUUGUAUAUGACAAAGCUCUAGCAAAUUCACUCUGCAAAAUUUUCAAGAAGCAUGCUCUUCUUUUUGAGGAUAUCGGAGGUGAAUUUGAUAUUCCAAUGACUGCUAAUGCCAAAUCUGUCAGAGAAUUUGAUGAGGGACUAACACGAGUUUCAUUUGGAUUUACAUCGGUGGAUGAUUACUAUUCCAACUCAAGCAGCUCAGAUUCCAUAAAGAAUGUCUCAAUACCUCUUCUUUGCAUUCAGAAUCAAUGUUUUCAAAACUUGACCGAACCGGCCGGUCCAACUGGAAAACCCUUGAACCGUUACAAAAAUCGAUUCAGUUUAUGCCUAGAAACCGAAUUCUUAAAACCCAGACAAAAAUCAACCAACUAUAUUGUAGUUGAACUGAAAAAUCAAUGUGGGAUUGGGGAGGGUUUUGGUUUAACGAGAUUGGACAGUUAUACUCAUUUUUUCCCAAUUCUUUAUAUGCCUCAGGAAAAUCCUAACUGCUUGUUGAUAGUUACUCCAAAAGGUGGCCAUUUGGGGUGGGUGGCAGGUGGGGAAGCUCCACUUGGAGCUCCUUGGACCGAUCCAAUAAUUAUGGAUUUCUUGGAACAUUUGGAGUACGCUAGGUCUUCAAUUGUAGCGUAUAGCGCAAAUCUGGAUGAUUUUCGUUCUGGUACUGCUCAAAGCUUGGGCCUUCAUCAACUUGAGGUAUAGUUGGAGUUCAGAUAUACUGGGUUGGAACAUUGACUAUACUAAAUAAUUAUAAACAGAUAUAUCUGUAUUGAGUUUUCCGAAGAAAAUUUUAAUCCAACCUCCAGUGGUAGAAAUAUUCAAAACAGUUCAUUGUAUGAAGAAAUUGUAGAAUGAUGUUUAGAAUCCAUAUUUAUGGUACAGCUUGCAAUUGUUAGGUUUUCUUUCCCCAUCUGGCUAAUUGUCAAAGGCUGUCUCCCAUUUGAAUAAUGUUAUGAACAAUAGUGUAAGUGGCAUUAUUGCAUAUACGUAAGUUCAUCACCACUACUGAUGAAUAGCAUUAGUCCUCUUA